CCAUAUGUUAUUAGGUUAAUAAAAAAAUGUCAAAUUUUUCAUGGUGAACAUUCAUAACAACAUAACAUCGUGAAGUGUCAUUUUCUUAUUGUUUGUAUUGUAUUGUAUUUUCACCACGAUGAACUGCGAUUCCACAUACUAGAAGAUCACAUUAAUUUUAGAUACAUUCCUACGAAUAUACAUUUUAAUAAUUAAUUGUUGAUAGCAUACAUCCAAAACGAUAAUGGAAGCCUGCAUUGCAGUUGAAAGAGAAAUUGAUAAAGUACUAACUAAAUUUGGAUGUAUCAAUGAACAUGCUGAGAGAGUAAUGAGAGAAAUUUGUACUCAUUUUGAAAACCUCAAGAAAGAAUUAGAUGAUUGUCCUCCCGAUCAUGAGUUGACAGCCUCGCAGAUUAUUAUAAUGAAGCAAGCGAUGAAUAAAGUUCGGGAAACUGUACAGAGGCUUGCCACAGACCACAGAGAUCUUCAUAGUACUGUUUCCAAAGUAGGAAAAGCUAUUGAUAGGAAUUUUGUUGCUGAUUUUGCAUCUACGAGUAGAGAGGAUGUUUUUUCUGGCUCAGAUAAAAUCAUGCUCUUGAACCAAAUAAUUUGUCAACACUUUUAUCGCCAAGGAAUGCUGGACAUUGCACAAGAACUUGCUCAGGAUGCAGGGUUACCUUCAGAAGAAGAGGUGAAGGAACCUUUUACAGAACUAAAUAGAAUAUUAGAUUGUUUGAAACAGAAAGAUCUCGGCCCAGCUCUGGAGUGGGCAGUGGCUCAUAGAGAGGCGCUGGAUGCUCGGAGUUCAAUUCUCGAGUUCAAACUCCACCAACUUCGGUUCAUUGACCUGAUCCAGCGAGGAUCUGCAGCUCAGACAGAAGCUAUCCAAUAUGCUCGAACACACCUCAGUCAGUUUGUAAACAGACACGAAAAAGACAUCCAGAACCUGAUGGGAAUGUUCCUGUACCUACCUCAUGGGAUCAGCUCCUCCCCGUACUCCCAUCUGCUGGAGCCGAGACUCUGGUCAGAGAUUUACGACAUAUUCACCAGAGAUGCUUGUUUUCAACUUGGACUCAGUGUUGAGAGUCCUCUUAGUAUUUGUAUCAAUGCUGGCUGCACAGCUCUGCCCGCUCUGCUUAACAUCAAACAGGUGAUGCAACAACGACAAGUUACCGGCAUCUGGAAUGGCAAAGAUGAACUACCUAUAGAGAUUGACCUUGGCCAGGACAGCAGAUAUCACAGUGUAUUUGCGUGUCCUAUAUUGAGACAGCAGAGCACUGAUCUCAACCCGCCGAUGCGGCUUGUAUGCGGCCAUGUUAUAUCCAAAGAUGCACUCAACAAACUUGGCAACUCGAACAAAUUAAAGUGUCCCUACUGUCCUGUAGAGCAGAACCCAAGUGAAGCACGCCUCAUCUUUUUCUAAGCGCUUUAGUUAUUUAGAUUUGGUUCUGGGUGCAAUAAAAUAAUAAUCUUUUGUACAUAGAUAAAAACCGUUUUAAUGUUAUGUUAUAUUGUGAUACUGAAAAAUAAAGAUUUUUAUAUUUUCAAUGAGCUGCGCAGCUUUUUUUGUAAUUAUAUUUUUAUUUGUUUACACAUGAAUUUUUAACAUUUUACAUCAAAUUUUCCCAUUAGUUUAGUAACUGAUUACUUCUGUCUGAAAAUUUAAAUGAGAGAAAAUGUUUACAGAUAAGAUAUAAAAGGACUGUUUUGAUAAUUGAAUCAACAACAAUGUAAAGUACAUGUAGAUUAAUAAAUAAAUUGGAAUUUU
Molecule: messenger RNA, 1747 nt
Organism: Macrosteles quadrilineatus (aster leafhopper)
Lineage: Eukaryota; Metazoa; Arthropoda; Insecta; Hemiptera; Cicadellidae
Gene: Sou
Product: E3 ubiquitin-protein ligase RMND5A
Exons: 9
Coding region: 224-1402 (392 amino acids)
Biological process (GO): proteasome-mediated ubiquitin-dependent protein catabolic process
Cellular component (GO): cytoplasm; GID complex; nucleus
Molecular function (GO): protein binding; ubiquitin protein ligase activity
Source: RefSeq, a predicted model, not a curated record